CAAUCACAAAGCAACUGCUGAAAUUUUUGCGCAUAUUAUAUUACCGGAGCAGCACCGUGCUCUGUGCUGUCAUUAAGAUAUUUCCGGGGAACAAUAUUUCGCGUCCAGUCUUCAGCGAUCGUAAACAAAACUUAAAAUUUAUGAAAUAAUUCGGUUGCCAUCAACAAGCGAGGCUUUCGAAAGUGUUUUCUUCUACGAGGUACGCGUUUUUUCGAAAUGUGAAGAACGUGAUUGAGCAACUAGGAUACGUGACGAUUAACUAAACGGAAAACGACGACUGACGAUGAAGUCGAAAGGCAGUUUUUGUGUUCUUCUCAUCUUCUUCAUGAGCUUCGAUUACAUUCUUGGGAGUGCAACUUACAAGUCCUUAAUUUGGGAUCCUGAAAAUCUACUGUUUAAAAAUGAUUGCCCCUCAGGGAAGCCCAAGGUUGUCAAUGUGGAAGCUCAAUCAAAAAUCAAUUUUGUGUGUCCAAAUGUAGCCACUCUCAUGGAUUCAACUUUGGGGGAAGUUACAAAAACAAACAAGUAUGAGAAUCUUUGGCUGGUACACAACAGUGCUGCCUUCAACAGUUGUGAUGUUACCCAGGAUCCAAGGCAUUCCCUCCUCAUGCGCUGCCAAGACCCCACAUCACUUCAGUUCCGCACUGUCAUAUUCCAACGGCAUUCAGCUGAAAAUUCUCUUACUUUUCAGAAAGGGAAAUCCUAUUUCUUCAUCUCAACAUGCAAUGGAAAGUUUUCCUCGGUGAACAGCACAAAAGGAGGACACUGUAAUGGAACAGAAAGUGGUGGCUUCUUGAAAAUUGAAAUGCAUGUUUGUCAGGAUGGAGAUACUGCUUGCCUUGAGAAUGUUGGCAAGCCACAUUGCCGGAAAGAGCCUUCACCUUCUUAUUCAACAAUUCUAACACCUUCAGCAACUCUAAAACCCUCUUCAACUGUUGGAAAGGAGAUAGUGUCCACUUCAAGUGUUGUGCACACUGAGACAAGUAUUCUGCCCACCACUGUUUCUUGCAACACACAGGGAGAAUGUACUGCAACAGAAACAAAAACUGUUGCAGUUUCAUCACCCACUCAGUCUCCCACUGAAGGGGGCAGUGCAGGGCCGUUGUUAGAACAGAAAGGGGCUCGAGAUUCUGAAAGUGAAGAUGAUGAGAGCAAAAAAUGGAAGAUUAGCACAAUGGUUUUAGUUGCUGUAGUUAUCAUUGCUGUGAUUUGCUUUAUUGGUUACCAUUUUUUUUGGAAAAAGAAAAUGAAGUGCCCGUAUCAGUAUGACGUGAAAGUGGAACCGUCCAAUGGCUAUGGUAUGAAAAAUGAUGGUUUUAAAAGUGAGACUGAUGAUAACUCGCUUAAAAGAGGUGUCUCACCACCGGACUUCAAUGAAAAGGGUAGCCUCGAGAUAAGAAAUGGUGGCCAGGACGUGCACUAUCACAAUGGAAAUGCAGAUAUCAAGAAAGGUCUCCCCGUGUAGGCAAUCGGAGUUACAUGAGUAUCGAGAGUCGUUGAUUUUUAGUGUUAAUUUAAAGUCCUCAAGCUGUUAAUUCUUUCAAUUCUCCUAAUCCCUGGUUGGUAUGUGUUUGGAAAUUUUGAAUUGAAAUAACAUAUCAACUCUGGGAGUUGAAAGAUCGUUGAUUCUUUUAUUCAGAUAUUUUUAUUUUCUCGAUUUUUUUUACUGUAAUCGUUCACAAGAUCUCCAAUUACGUAUGUUACUUUUUUCAGAUCCAAAGUUUAAAGAAUGAUACAACUUGAUUACGUUUUUUUCUUUUAAGACUGUGGAUCGUAAUGACUAAGAUUAUAUACCCUGUGGAUCGUGAUAAGUACAUCAUUACUUUUCCUACUAGAGGCAUUGCUAUGGUAUUCAUAGCCUGAACACGUUUGGUGAUGAUGGGAAUUUUAAAAAUUCAGUUUUUACUACCUGAUUUUACAUUUUCUAAAACUGCAAAUAGAUGAAGUUGUGAUGUUCAUGUGAUAAAGUUUUAUUAGUCUGAUAGGCUUCUAAAGCCAUUGUAGAGUGAGCAAAUAUCAUCUACAGGUAUGUCGCAAUGAAAAAAAAAUUGCAAAUUAUGUAAGGGGAUUUACAUAGAUACCAAAAAUAGAAUUUCAAAGAACUUUUUUGACUCCUAGAACCGUAUCUGAUAUAAGAAAAGAGAGCAGAUAUAUUUUGAAAUAAAUGAAAUGGCAAAGAGAUAUGAAAUACCAGAACACUUUGUACCUGUAUGUGAAGGAAGAAUUGUUGAAGACGAGAAGAUUGAUGCGGAUAUGUAAUUUAUAGAUAGCGGAGUGUUCUGUAGGCAGGGUUGAAUCGUUCAUCAAACAUAGAAGUUUUCCGCCAUACAUUCCCAAUCGUAUGUAACGUUGUCCUCUGUAGAUUAGUAAAUGGGCUGGCGUUAAAUUACUUUUGUAGAGAUGCCAUGGAGAACUUUGUACAUAAUAAAGCAUAUGCAUUUUAUUGCUGAAGUUA
This is a messenger RNA of Pocillopora damicornis (cauliflower coral), 2455 nucleotides long. RefSeq lists its product as uncharacterized. Gene Ontology annotation, biological process: ephrin receptor signaling pathway; axon guidance. Gene Ontology annotation, cellular component: plasma membrane. The record is from RefSeq and is a predicted model, not a curated record. Lineage: Eukaryota; Metazoa; Cnidaria; Anthozoa; Scleractinia; Pocilloporidae. Gene Ontology annotation, molecular function: ephrin receptor binding.